AUGGCUAGCACGCCGCCUCGUCCUUCACACAGUUCACCUUCUCGUGGUCAACUGAUUCUCACAUCGCCUCACGUGGAUGAUGAUGUUCCGUUGUCCUCAGAUGACGGGACAGUUCUGCUAUCUCCUGGAUCAAUUGGCAAUGCUUCCACACAAUCAGCAGAGGCCGAUGAAGAUGGAGAAGAAGUCGAUAAGCUGCAUUUUGUCCUGCAUGAUAUGCUGUCCCUCAUGCUGCAUAUUAUGCUGAUUGCGACAUUGGUGAUGAAGAAGAACGCAACAUCAGUGCUAUUGUUUGGUGUGAUGGAUUUGGGCGACGAGGCAGAGGCUGAUGAUGUUGACUCAGGUGAAUACGGUUCUGAUGGCGAUACUAGCAGUGAUCCCGUUGUGGAGGAUGUUGGUGACGACCCAGCGCAAACUGAAGAAGAGAUUGCUGCAGAAAUUGUUUUGCUGACAAUUUUUUUUAAUACCUUCCGUUGGGAAGACCAAGUUCUCGCAGGAAAUCUGAAGAACGACAUCCUGCGCGAAAUGUCAGCCACCGGCUGGGAAGAUGUCGAAGAACCUGAUAUCUAA
Molecule: messenger RNA, 567 nt
Organism: Phytophthora nicotianae INRA-310
Lineage: Eukaryota; Oomycota; Peronosporomycetes; Peronosporales; Peronosporaceae
Exons: 3
Coding region: 1-567 (188 amino acids)
Source: RefSeq, a predicted model, not a curated record